Closterium sp. NIES-65 is the source of this 2394-nucleotide messenger RNA. Lineage: Eukaryota; Viridiplantae; Streptophyta; Zygnematophyceae; Desmidiales; Closteriaceae. The record is from the annotation of a GenBank genome assembly.
AUGUACAUAUCCCUCUUUCCCAACAACCAGGAGGAUGAUGAGGAAGAGAGUAGUGAGUCGGUGACCAAGGGGGAGAUGGAGAAGGGUGACGAGGAAGAGGAGAGUACGGAGGAGAAUGGAGGAGAAGAGGAGGAGAGCUUUGAAGAGGGGCAGCGGCCGGAUGAGGGAAUAGAGGAGGAGCAACUGCUAGAGGAGAUAGGGCAGCCUAAGAAGAAGGCAAAGGUGGAAGGAGAGGAAGGCGAGGAGGAGACCCCUAGUAAGAAUCUCGCGUCCGAGACCACCCUCGAUAUAUGGGACGACAGCAACAUGUUGUUCUUCUUGGAGAUGGGAGUGGUUGAUCCGGCAUUGAGCACGGUGGAGAAGAGGAGGGUGAGAGCAAGGGGAAAGAACUUUGAGUGGAGGGAUGGGAGGGUGCUGAAGAAGAUCAAAGGGGAGUUGAAGCCGGUACCACGGAAGGAGGAGAGGAGGGACAUCAUAGCAUUUCUUCAUGGGUUGGGGCAUUUGGGGGUGCCAAGGACCACGGACUUGGUGAAGAAGCAGUAUGAUUGGUAUGGAGUGGGGAGUGAUGUGACGGCAAUUGUGAAAGGGUGUGCCACGUGUGUGUUCCAAAAGGGAUCUUGGACGGCGAAGGGAGAGUUGCAGCCGGUACUGGUCACGAAGCCGUGGGAGAGGGUAGUGAUAGACUUCAUCGGGCCUCUCCACACAACGGCAAAGGGAGGGAACAAGUAUGUUAUCUCGGCCAUGGAUCACUUCACCAAGUGGCCGGAGUGUAAGCCGGUGAGGAGUGCAGAUGCGGCAACAGCAGCGGCAUUUGUAGCAGAGAAGAUCAACUCCAACCAUGGCUGCCCAUUGUAUGGGCGCCACCCAAACAUCACGCGCACCACCAUGUCGGAGUUUGAGGCGCGGGAGCUGUCGGAGUUGUCCACAGAGGAGGAAGCGGAUGCGGUAGCCAGGUAUCUCUAUAGAAGGUCCUCGGAUAUGGAGCUGGUGUUAGCUCAGGCAGUUGGGAACCAUGAUAGGCCGCAGGAGAAGCAGAAGCUAGAUUUUGACUUGAGGAGGACAACGGCCUUAGAGAUGGAGAAGUUGGUGAAGGGGGACUUUGUCCGCAUCAAGCCAAGUAAGAGGGUGGCAUGGGAGAAGCAGACUAAUAAGUUUAAGACGCUGUUCAGGGUGAAGGAGGUGGAGCAGUUCGAUGUAGUGUUGGAGGAUAAGGCGGGAGCUUCAUGGAAGGAGUCUCGUGAGAACGUGAAGCUGGUGAAGUUCUGGUUGGUGGAUUGUUUCAACAUGAGGACAUGGGUCGUCGUCUUGCCCGAGUUGGGAUUUCGACAGGGGGAUGUGGAGGGGCUGGAAUUCUUGGACCUAUGCAUCGAUUGGGAAGAGUUUUGUGAAGAGUACUUCUUGGCAGAGUUCUUCAAGGUGAUGUUGGAGGGGAGUGAAGGAGUACCUCGAAUGCAGCCGAUAGACAGGGACGACCCACGGCUUGGAGGGAGGACUUUGGAUGUGAGGAAAGGUGGAGCUAAGUUGGCCAUACGGUUUGGGUGGGCAUCACGGGAGAUCACAUGGGAGGAUCUGAAGUAUAUCACGGAGGUGCGGAUGGCUUACAGAUGGUGUGUGGAGAGACAGAAGGUGGUGCCACGGCAUGAGGAAGAGGGAGAGGCGUUCUUAGUGCCUUGGCCUUUGAUUGGGGUGGGCACGGACUACGAGAUAGCGGAGCAGCCAUGGGACAUACAUCUUCCUAUCCCUAAUAACUUCCUACCCCACUUCAACGAGAAUUCCAAUCUUCUUCAUAUCCUCCCUCACCCCUAUCUCACUAACCAUUUCACCCGCUCUUUCCCGAACCCCAUGGACCCCUACUACGGCUACGAGACAUGCCCCUUAUGGAUGCCUACCCUAAACCGCGACAUCUACAUCUUAGACGGGUACCACCCCCAUCGAGAUCAUCUAUACGACUCCGACGACUACCUAUCUUCUGAAUCUUCCGACUAUGGAUAUUCCCCAUCCCCUCCGCGACCUCCUACACCUUACUCUCCUGCCCUAGAUUCUGAGCAUGAUGAACCAACCAUUCCCUCCUACCCCUCGUAUACCCUCAUCCGACAUGAACCAACUACCCCACCUUCCUCACCUCCCUCUACCCCCAUCAUCUUACCUCAUUCCCCACCCCCAUCCCCUUCUUCUCCUACCUAUACCCCCUUCUCACCUGAUUCACCCACUUCUCUCCUUCCACCCCCUGAGGAAGACUAUGCCCUGGCUAGGUAUGUGGUGAUGGUACCCAUGGGAUAUGAGUUUGAGCAUGGAGAGAUCUUCUUGGCACCAGAUGGCACUAAGGUUCAGCGUGCAUGGCAGGUUGAGUGGGUGAGUGGACCAGUUGUGGUGGAGUCACAUUAUCUUUUCUAA